Molecule: messenger RNA, 1080 nt
Organism: Phoenix dactylifera (date palm)
Lineage: Eukaryota; Viridiplantae; Streptophyta; Magnoliopsida; Arecales; Arecaceae
Product: transmembrane emp24 domain-containing protein p24delta7-like
Source: RefSeq, a predicted model, not a curated record
GGCGUAUUUCUUUUCCGCAUCUCCUCCCCGAUAUCCUCCGCCCCAUGCCCACACGUUCUCAGCGGCGUCGCAUCUCCUCUCCGAUCUCCUCCGCCCCAUAUCCACCGCCUCCCGAUUCCAUCCGACCACAGGAGUGGAGAAGGAGAAAAGAAAAGAAAGGAGAGCGUCCAAUCUUUUUCUUUUUGUCCUUCUGUGAAUCAGGACGAGAUGGGGCUAGGAAUUAGAGGAGGAGGAGGAUCGGCGGGUCUCCGCUUGGCGCUGGCCCUGGCGGUGGCCUCUCUUUUCGCCUUUCCCACCGGAUCCCUCCGCUUCGACUUCCAAUCGGGCAAACCCAAGUGCAUCUCCGAGGACAUCAAGCUCCACGCCAUGGCCGUCGGCAAGUACAACAUCGUCAACCCCGACGACUCCAGCCCCCUUCCCGACUCCCACCGCGUCACCGUCCGGAUUUCGUCGCCCCAUGGGAAUAGCAUCCACUCCGCGGAUAAAGUGGAGGCUGGGAAUUUUGCUUUCACUGCGAUGGAGGCUGGGGAUUACUUGGCGUGUUUUUGGACGCCCGACCACAAGCCGCCGACCACGGUGACGCUCGAGUUCGACUUGAGGACGGGCGUUGCCGCCAAAGACUGGACAAGUAUUGCUAGGAAGGGGCACCUUGAUCGCGUAGAGCUGGAGUUGUUGCAACUGAGGGAUACUGUUCAGUCAAUCCAUGAUGAUAUGUUCUAUCUUCGUUUAAGUGAGGAAGCAAUGCAGGGAAUGAACAGAACGACAAAUUCUAGGAUGGCAUGGCUAAGUUUUCUUUCACUUGCUGUAUGUUUAUCAGUGGCGGGCUUGCAGUUAUGGCAUCUAAAGACCUUCUUUGAGAGAAAGAAGCUGCUUUAAUCCUAUUUUGAUCACAUUAUGUACCAAUUCAUCAUUGUUGUAUCAGGUUGGGAGAAACUCCUGAAGGAAUUUGUCUUUUUAAAAGUGGGCCUGAGAACUGCAUGCAUUUAACUUGCCGCAUGUAGUCUUACUUAUUUGGACUGAAAGAUAUAUGCAAUCGCACCUUGGUUGCUAAGUUUGCUGACUUAGCAUGCCUUCCGUUAA